AUGUCUGCCCCGGCCGCAGCUCUAGCCCCCGCAUCGGGUGGCCAUAGCAAUGCUACUUUCCGAGAUAAGGAGAAGCCCAUGGCGGUGCGCUCCUCCAACAUCGUCGCCGCUCGAGCCGUCGCCGAUGCUAUCAGAACCUCUCUCGGCCCUCGAGGAAUGGACAAGAUGAUUCGAGGUGGGAAGGGCGAGACCAUUAUCACAAACGAUGGAAACACCAUGCUCAAGAGCAUGGCCGUUAUGCACCCUACUGCAAAGAUGCUUGUCAACCUUUCUGGUGCCCAGGAUGUCGAGGCUGGUGAUGGAACAACCUCUGUUGUCGUUAUCUGUGGAAGUCUGCUUGGCGCUGCCGACCGCCUUCUGUCCAAGGGCAUCCAUCCCUCUGCCAUCUCCGAAGCUUUCCAACGAGCUGCCGCCGCCGCUGUCGAGGUUCUUCACGAUAUGUCUCUUCCAAUCAGCCUCAGCGAUACAUCAUCGCUGCUUCAAGCUGCCAACACCUCGUUGUCGUCCAAGAUUGUGUCGCAAUACUCGAACCUCCUGGGCCCCAUGGCGGUGAACUCUGUUACAAAGACCAUCGACCUGAAGACUGCCGACAACGUCGAUCUUAAGAACAUCCGAAUUGUCAAGCGAGUUGGUGGAACGAUCGAGGACAGUGAACUUAUCGAUGGCCUUGUCCUUACUCAGCCCGUGCUCAAGAACGCCGGUGGCCCGGCCCGUAUGGAGAAGGCUCGAAUUGGUUUGAUCCAGUUCCAGCUGAGCCCCCCAAAGCCUGAUAUGGAGAACACCAUUCAGGUCAACGAUUACCGCCAAAUGGAUAAGAUUGUUAAGGAGGAGCGAUUAUACCUACUGAACAUGGCCAAGAAGAUCAAGAAGGCCAAGUGUAACGUCCUUCUUAUCCAGAAGUCUAUCCUACGAGAUGCCGUCAACGAUCUAUCACUACACUUCUUGGCCAAGCUUGGUAUCCUUGCUGUUAAGGAUAUUGAGCGUGACGAGGUUGAGUUCAUUUGCAAGUCUACUGGCUGCAAACCUAUUGCCGAUGUUGACUCCUUCACUGAGGACAAGCUCGGUUACGCCGAUUUGGUUGAGGAGGUUCAGUCUUCGGGAUCGCGAAUGAUCAAGGUCACUGGCACCAAGUCAAGUGGCAAGACUGUCUCCGUGGUUGUACGAGGUGCCAACUCUCUGAUUUUGGAGGAGGCCGAGCGAAGUCUCCACGACGCUCUUUGUGUGGUGCGAUGCUUGGUCAAGAAGAAGGCCCUCAUCGCUGGUGGUGGUGCCCCUGAGAUCGAGAUCGCCGCACAGCUCUCCAAGCAAGCGCGCAGCUUGACUGGUACCGAGGCUAUCUGCUGGAAGGCUUUUGCCGACGCUCUUGAGGUUAUUCCCACCACACUGGCUGAGAACGCCGGAUUGAACAGCAUCAAGGUGGUGACGGAGCUCCGACACCGACACGAGAUGGGUGAGAAGAACGCGGGAGUUAGUAUCAAGUCGGGAGGUGUUAACACCAACAUUUCCAAGGAGAACGUGUUGCAGCCUCUGCUCGUGAGCACAAGCGCGAUCGAGCUUGCGGCCGAGACAGUCAAGAUGAUUCUGAGGAUAGACGACAUUGCUUUGACCCGAUAG
This is a messenger RNA of Fusarium sp. VM40, 1614 nucleotides long. The record is from the annotation of a GenBank genome assembly. Lineage: Eukaryota; Fungi; Ascomycota; Sordariomycetes; Hypocreales; Nectriaceae.